Messenger RNA from Sclerotinia sclerotiorum 1980 UF-70, 1554 nucleotides. RefSeq lists its product as hypothetical. The transcript has 4 exons. Bases 1 to 1554 code for a protein of 517 amino acids. NCBI's taxonomy places the organism in Eukaryota, Fungi, Ascomycota, Leotiomycetes, Helotiales, Sclerotiniaceae. Gene Ontology annotation, molecular function: iron ion binding; oxidoreductase activity, acting on paired donors, with incorporation or reduction of molecular oxygen; heme binding. The record is from RefSeq and is a predicted model, not a curated record.
AUGUCUCAUCAAACAAUAGGUAUUGCCAUUAUCGCGGCUGUCUUUUUCAUCGUCCGUUAUCUCAAUCGUACAGAUACGCCAAAGAUUAAGAAUCUCCCUGAAAUCCCUGGAUAUCCUCUAUUCGGAAGUCUUUUAGAAUUUGGUAUCACUCAUGCAUUAGUAGCAAAAAGACUAGCUGAAAAGUAUGGUGCCGUUUUUCAAGUACGAUUUGGAAAUAAGCGAAUUGUAUUUGUGAAUACUUUCGAUUCAGUUCGUCACUUCUGGGUCACCAAUCAAUCAGCCUUGAUUUCACGUCCUACUCUUCAUACUUUUCACAGUGUGGUUUCUACUUCUCAAGGUUUCACCAUUGGUACUUCUCCAUGGGAUGAAUCUUGUAAACAAAGAAGAAAGGCUGCAGCUACUGCUUUGAAUCGACCAGCCACCCAAUCUUACAUGCCUAUCAUUGAUCUUGAGUCUAAAGUCUCUAUCAGAGAAUUACUCAAUGAUAGUAAGAAUGGACAGGUUGAUAUUGAUCCUAUAUCCUACUUUCAAAGAUUUGCUCUCAAUACUUCUUUGACAUUGAACUAUGGAUCAAGACUUCAUGAAAUUAGGGAUAAGGAUUUACUCGAGGAGAUUUGUCAUGUGGAAAGAGCCGUUAGUACUUUGAGAUCGACGAGUAAUAACUGGCAAGAUUACAUUCCAUUGUUAAGACUGUUACCCAAGUCGAAUACCGAGGCUAUUGAAUACAGAGAAAGGAGAGACAAGUACUUGAAUUUCUUGUUGAAUAAACUUAAAAAGCAAAUCGCCGAUGGUACUGACAAUCCUUGCAUCACUGGAAAUAUUAUCAAGGAUCCAGAUGCAAAGUUAAAUGAAAAUGAACUUAAAUCUAUCUGUCUAACUAUGGUUUCCGCUGGUCUUGAUACAGUUCCUGGUAACUUGAUCAUGGGUAUCGCAUAUCUUUCCUCUGAACAUGGUCAAGAAAUUCAAAAACGUGCAUAUGAAGAGAUCAUGAAAGUUUAUCCCGAUGGAGAUGCAUGGGAGAAAUGUCUUCUUGAGGAAAAAGUCCCAUAUGUCACCGCUUUUGUUCGAGAAGUCCUUCGAUUCUUCACAGUCAUCCCUAUUUGUCUACCAAGAACCAGUAUCAAAGACAUCGAAUACGAAGGAGCUAUUGUCCCAGCUGGCACAACCUUCUACAUGAACGCAUGGGCAGCCGACUACGACCCACAGCACUUCAAAGAACCCAAAACCUUCUCCGUCGAACGCUACCUCGACAACAUCGAAGGAGGCGGUACACCACAUUAUGCUUUUGGAGCCGGUUCCCGCAUGUGCGCCGGUUCGCAUCUCGCAAAUCGUGAACUCUACACUGCGUUUAUUAGAAUUAUUACAGCGUUUCGCAUUGUGGCUCCCAUGGAUCCAAAGGAUAAACCGAUCUUGGAUGCUUUGGGGUGUAAUGCAGUUAAAACUAGUUUGACGACGGAUCCGUAUCCGUUUAAAGUGGGGUUUAGGGUGAGGGAUCAGGAGGCUUUGGAGAGGUGGAUGAUGGAGGCGGAGGUGAGGACGAGGGAUUUACAGUGA